UACAAAUCCAAAACCUGCGCGUUUACAACUAUUUGGCGAACGUGUGCUGCUCGCGUGUUUGCAGGAGUCUGCCGAGUCGUUCCCAAGACCGCGUACUCGUACGAAUGUUUGGAACGCCGAGAGGUCCGUGAGUAGUGCCGUUCUAGCUCGCGCAGCUAGCAGACGCCGUGUGUCGAGCGGCGCUCGUCGCAAAUGCGCCUGUUGUGGAACCAUGCCAGUGGCUGGUGCUGCGGAAGGAUUCUCCACUGACGCUGUGAUGUCCGUGUUCGGCAGCUGAUCGGCCGUCUCUGUGCUACGUUUGAGUGAGUGACGACUGUGACCAUGACCGUCGAACAUUCUCCCUUGGAUGGCCACGCCAAGAAGCAGCAACAGCAGCAGCAGGAGGAGGCGAUUCGUCAGGUGAUCAACCAGCUGAAGGAGAUCACCGGCGUUGAGGAUCCGGCCAUCUUGAGUCAAGCCCUGGAGGCCAGCCGCACGGUCUCCGGCAACUAUGACCUCACCCAUGCCAUCAGUAUGCUAGUCGAAGAAGAUGGCGGACCCUCGGUGUCUCAGGUUGGUCAGAGGCCGCAGGUGGCAGGUGACGGGGCUGCGGCGGCGCCUGGCAGCCAUCCUGGGGCAGCCACUUCCCCGCAGAAGCGCCCUGCCAAGGUCAUUGACCUUACGGGAGAAGGGGACGACCUCCAGAAGGCUAUUGCCCUCUCCCUUCAGGAGCAGCAGGUGGCUGGCGUCUCUGCGGAGGAACAGGACAUCAGCCGUGCCUUGGAGCAGAGCCUCGGAGGCAAGCGCAAGCGGGGUGCCGAGAACUGGCUGGACCCGAUCAAUCCCAACGACCGUCGGCGGCAGGGUGAUUGGCCCGUGGGCAUCAAGAAUGUUGGCAAUACCUGCUGGUUCUCUGCUGUGAUCCAAUCCCUGUACCACCUGCCCAUGUUCCGGCGCCUGGUGCUGGCCUUUGAGCCACUCCAGGCAUCUGUGCGGGACGGUCGGCCGCUGCAGGAGCAGCGCAGCGUGGGUCUCAUGCUGGAGCUGAGGGCCCUGUUUGCGCUGCUGGCCGCCUCGCGACGCAAGUACGUCAACCCUGGCCGGGCUCUCGAGCUCCUGCGAGAUGCCUUCGUCGGAACGGCAGGAGGGGCCGGCGGAUCUCAGGGUCCCAACAACCAGCAGCUGCAACACCAGCAACAACAGCCGCAGCAGCAGUUGUCGCAACAGCAGCAGCCUCAGCAGCAGCAAGACGUGUCCGAGUUCACGCACAAGCUGCUCGAGUGGCUGGAGGAUGCCUUCCAGCUGGCCCACUGUGCCAGCCCAGGCUCCAUACCUCGUAUGGAGCAGACGAACCCAAUGCUUGACCUUUUCUACGGACGCUUUCGGUGUGAGGGUGAAAACGAAGGUCGACACUUCUCACGAGAGGAAGCAUUUGGCCAGUACCCUCUCCAAGUGAAUGGCUUUAGCGACAUCCAUGACAGCCUGGAGGCGGCCACCACUAGUCUGGAACCCGAGAGUGCUUCGUCGACCUCACCUCGGCGACUAGGCCAGGAGACAUGGUUUACGAAGCUUCCACCCGUGCUAGUGUUCGAGCUGUCUCGAUUCCGUUUCAAUCAGCAAAUCAACAAGCCCGAAAAGAUCCAUCAUCGGCUAGACUUUCCAGAGUUGCUCUACAUGGACAGGUACAUGGAGUACAACAAGAACAUCACCCGCAGCAAACGUGAAGAGGUUCGCCGGCUGAAAGCUGAACGGGAGAGGCUGAGGAGACAACUCGACAAGUACAUCCAGUACGGCUCUGGGCCCAAACGGGUGCCCCUGCAAGACGUGCUGCAAUACACUCUCGAGUUCGUCGAGAGCAAAGCGUCUCAGCAGAAAAACGAGGAGGCCGAGAUGGGCUCGCCGUCGUCAAGCCUGGGUCUCUGUUCUCCCGGCAGCUCGCCGCCAGACGAGGGCCUCUCGAGGGGAGGGAGCCCCCGCAACAUGAACGAGGGGCCCUGCCCGCGCCACGUGGCAGAGCCCGAACUCCGGCUGCUGCAGAGCUGUUUGCGGCGGUGGCAGUCCGAGGUCGAGCACGACGUCAAGGAGUUGCAGGAUAGCAUGAGCCGCAUCGAUGCAACCAUUCGUGAUAUUUACACAGAGCCGUCGUUGCUACAGGUGCCGUACCGGCUGCAUGCAGUUCUGGUGCACGAAGGCCAGGCUGCAUCAGGCCACUACUGGGCCUUCGUGUACUGCCCACACCGGUCAGCCUGGCUCAAGUUCAACGACGUCACGGUCAACGAGGUGACGUGGGCCGAGCUACUGCACGACUCGGUCGGGGGCCACCACUGCACAUCCGCCUAUUGCCUGCUGUACGUGGACCGCAACAAUCGUGAUCUCUUUGAUGGUGCUAAGGACUCUGAGCUGGAGCUUCCUCCGGACCUGGCUCAGUAUGUGGAGGCGGACAACGCUGCCUUCCGCGCGGAGCUUGAGAAGUGGGACCGGGACCACAGCGACAAGAGCACCGGUGCUGCAUCGAGUGGGAACGACAUCGUGGUCACCCCAGUGCAGCCGCAGCAGGAUCGGCCGAUAGCGGGGGAGCACAGUACCAGUAGUGGUGUGCUCAGUGCCAGCCCCUCGUGGCCUGCGUUGCAGCAGGAGCAUGCUCAGUUGGCCCAGGGCUGGACCCAGGGUCGGCUGGUGAAUCUGGGCCCCACCCUGAGUGCCGAGGGUCCUCGGGGUGCCUUGGCAAAGGCGCUCGACCAGGAGCUUGCGCGCCUUCAGCGACUAGCCCGCCUGGCUCAGCAGCGUGCGGCUGCGUCACCGUGGCCGGGCCGACCGAGCGGCAACGACGAGGAAGACCCCCGGCUACAGCACAUCGGCCUCUUCCUGCUGCUCAACGGUGCACCCGUGCAGCCGCACCUGCAACGAGUCCUGCUCGAGCAGUUUGCCCAGCCCGAGUUGGAGAAAGACCCCAUCGGGGCACCUCUGAGACAGGAGGCCCUGCGGUGGCUCUCAGAGCUGUCUCCGUCGGGUGCGGGUGGGGACGUCGAGGUGGAGGCGAUGUACCGAGGCUGGCACAUGCUGUACUGCCGCUUCCGGCAUCUGGCCAGUGCCCUGACCGUCGGACUGGAGCACUACUGGACGCACCGGCUGCCCUCGGCCGUCCACCUGCUGGGCGCCGCAUGCUCCAUCAACGAGGCACUGCUCGCCCGGCCACCGCCCGCCGAACCCCACUCCCGGUUUCUAGGCUUCGACCCGAGGCUGCUGGCGUACUGCCGACGCAUGGCGCUACUGUCACUGAACGAGUACUGUGCACGACAGUUUGAAGAAGGCAGCUUGCGGGAUGCUCUGGGUGCCCUGAGGCUGAUGACCGACACUGUGCUGCCGCACCUGGCACCUCUGCUGAGCCCUCUGGCAAAUGCUCGGGACACGCGGGCCGUCGAGGAAGUGCGCAGCCGCUGGUGUGCCAUGCUGGGACUCGCCAUGCCAGAUGAGAAGCAGGAGCAGCUGGAGGACAUGUUGAGCAAGCUGUUGGAUCCCGGCGUGGACACCCCGCCCCCGUCUCCGCUCAGCAUCCCUCGCGUGACGAACCUGUCGGCCGCCUACGAGCAGGCCAUGCGGCGACUCACCUCCACCAAGAACUUCGACACGGCGCUUCUCGAAGAGGGCGUGCCUUCCCUCUCCUAGCCCCCCUCCCCCUUUAUCCUCUGAUGGUCCCUCUCCUCCUAACACACACAAUUCCGCGUUUGCGUUUCGUCCCUGGUGUCUGCACUCCGGUUAUGUCGUUUCUGUUGAGCCUUACAAGAAUGUGGCCUCUUUUUUUUUUCUUCUCCGUUACUUUUGGCACCGUUAACACCUCUGGCACCCCUCUAUUUUUUUUUUCUUUUGCUGUAAGAGUUUCACGGGAGAGGCGAUCACCCCUCCUCCAUUUGCUGGCUAGGUGCGAGCCAGCUUAGUCACGGCUAGGUUGCCGCUGCCUGCCGGGUGGAGGGUUUGAAAAAAAAAAACAUUUUCUUUCGCUUUACGUCGGGAAGUCAUCACAGAUUUGUCACUAAUGUAGUAGUAUCUCGAUAAUUAUUUGUCGUCUUGAGAAUUCUUAGUCUUAAUAUAAAUUGACAUUUAAGAUAUCUUUAUUUAUUCAUUUUAUUUCUUCAGUUGUAUAAAGUUUACAGUUUGACUCGGGGCAGGAAGCAAGAAAUUGUACAUUAGGGUGUGAUGAUGCUUAUAAAUUAAACUUGAAAUACACAGAAAAGCGAAGAACAAAAUAAAAAAAAAGUCAUCUAAAAUAGCAGACUGAAGUCUUUCGAUUUUGCAGUACAGUGUGUAUGUACAUUGUGUCAUUCAUAAUUUAAUAUAUAUGCUGAAAAGAAGUUCACAAUUGUACCCCCUUUUAUUCAGAGAUAUCUAACUUAUUUUCAAGUGUCUUCCGUGUUUGCAUGGAUAGAUAGUGAAAAGCAUCUUGCAUUUUCUCACUCUUUUUAUGGAAGACACAUGUCUUGGUCCAUUGUUCAAAUGGGGAAUGACCGCAUGCGAUUCUUUCUUUGCCCUUUCCUUUUCUUCCCUGUACUUUACUUUGCACCGAUCAACGAGUUUGAUGUGGUCCAAAGCUUGUUUCACGAGAAUCGACGUGCGGUCACGGAACCGCGACGUCGUGUAUAUACAUAGACAGAUUGCGAGACUAGUCUUGUAUCGCGUGCCUAAACCUAACCUGGUGGUUCAUAGUACAAUUCACUACACCAGCCAGUGUCAUCUAUGACCCUGCUCAAUUUGAUGCCCUUAGUGAAAUGAGCCUCGUUAGCAGCAUAAUCCUUUGAACUUAAUCGAUGUUUUCAUGGGCAUGGUCAAUCGGUCUCUGCCAGUAGUGGCAAUAAGCGUCACGUGACGGUGCAGUGCAGAGUUCGAAUAAACACGAUUUGUGAGGGAACAAACCCGGUGAGCAACAGCCUGUCGUCUGCUUAGACAAUGAACCGUCGUCUGCUUCUGUGAAACGUGGUUGUCUGUACUGAAUGCCUCACAAACGAUUCUGGUGAAUAAGCAACCAAUGCAUCCCCUCUGUCCUGUUGUCCUUUAGUCGACCAGUUUUGCGGCAGUGGUACCUUUUCUUGCUAGUGUAGCUUUGUAGGGGGCCGGUUGUCGGGCUUUCGGUCGUCGUCCGUCUGCCAAUUGUAUCCUUGAUUUACCGGCACGUGCAGGGGCACAAACAAUGCAAACGAGCUUUGCGAUGCUCGCGUGAGUGUCUUGUGUGUGUUUGUGUGUCAAAGUGGCAGUUGGGGUGGUAGUUUGUGUGUAACAAGAAGAGCCACUAGACGAUGCGGACAAGAAAAAAAGGGGUACGGUAAUCAAGGUGCACUACUUAACACCCGACACAAAAGACAUGAUACAGUGUGCACACCUAGUCUCCAGGUGGUCGGUUUCCUUGUCAGGCAAUGAGUGUUAAGGCAUGCUCGCUCAGUUGUCAAAAGAGAUGGCUAAGAAUCUUGUUUUAGGCAAGCUGGAUAUACUUCUUUUAAACAAACUAGAGCAUUGUAACAUUUUAAAGGUUUUUAGGUUUGGUUGAAAAUUUUUUAGUAAUUGUUGGUAUCCCUUUUAAGCAUGACAUUGGUAAUAAUUUGUUUCUAAAUUGGUUUUAAUGCCUGCAGAACUAAUGAAUGAACCUACCUAGGAAUGAGUCAAGUUUUGAGAUCUUUAUUUUUUCCAUUUGAUCUUGUGUGCUGGUGUUACGAACCGAGAACUGAUAAAUAGCUACUUCAUUACUACUGCGCAUUCGAAAUUGAUCAAGUGCAGCAUUGCAAACUUGUCUCUUCGCAAGCGCUCUAAAUAAUUCAUGUUGCUGUACGCUUGAAAGUUUUUUAAAGCUAUAGAAUACCUCAGGAAAGCGAAUUUUCCCUUGCUUGUGUGCGAAGCUGAGGGGAGGCUCAAACUGGCUAGGAACAACCAAGGAUGAAUUCAAGAUUAUAAACAACCGACAGGUAGUGGUCGUUACCCUACAUUCACCAACCCUUUCAUAAUCGGAGACGCGUCGGGCAACGUGCAGGAGUAAAAUGGGCGCUCUUGGCGCCUGGGGAACUUUUACACACGUGCAAGAUGACAGACCUCUGUAAACUGAAGACACCACAGUGCAUUGUUAGGCAUGAUGAUACGUUCACUGCGAACAGGCUGUGGUUUAUGUAAUCCCGAUCUCCUGUGGAAAGUGUUUCGUUGGUAAAAUAGGCAGCUGCCUCAAUGAACACCUGUAAGUGGUGCGUCGCGUGUACCCCUCUUUCUUUGUUUGUGUCGUCUAGCGCUCAGAAUCUUGUCGUGUGUGUGCUGUUGCCUCUGUUUUGCUAACUCUGGUUCGGUUGAGUUUGAAAAUUAAAAUUGCCUCGAUUGUCUUCGCAAUGAUGAAGCACUAUCGUAGUAAUGGGCCUGCUCCGAGUAAGCUCUAGCACACGGGGUUUUGUGGUGUUGGUGGCCAGCAUGACGGUACCACGGUUAUACCAUGGGGUUCACUGGCUGUUGGUGCUGGUAUUUUCGGUCGCGUGAGCAGUCGUACCGCUGCACAGUCUGAGAGCCGGGGCAUCGAGGCACGACUGUCAUGUUGCAGCUACGAGAAAGGUGUCGAAAGUAUUUUUAUAAUUUUCUUGUGCGCGUCGACACAAAAUGUGAGAGAGGCUUAUUUUGAAUGUACACGCACUCAGAGGGGAAGGUCACUGGCCCUGCAAAUGGAGAGACUACACACACCAACGAGAGGUUGUGUCUACAAGUGACGCGACUGCUGCCGACGAUUGUUGUCAAGGGAACCAUCGAACUGGGCUGUGCCUCCUGUGUCGGCUUUCUACGAUUCAUUGCCUCUUGCACGUAACCGGGUGCACGUAACCGGGUGCGUGGAGUUUGUUACCGUGUCUAGACGCAGAUCCCACAGAAUGGGCCAAAAGCCACGCUCGUCUCUUACCUAGGCUCACUUGGGCAAAUCGUGCCGGCAGCUUGCAGUGUGUGACAAUCUUCCGCGCCACACUCUGUCGAUGAGGUGUGCAGCCGCGGAACAUGCUUCGAAGUCGUCUCAUGACCUCGCCUAGCGUCACCUUGUGUCUGGGCUUCCCAGUCCCCGAACAAAAGACCCUGUGUUUAUUUGAACACCUCUUUGUACCUCCCAAUGCAUUUGUGUUUGUCGUGUUGUAGUCUGGAAGGACUCGUUAUCUUUGUUUUCUAACGAGAUUUGAGUGUGCUUUCUAUUUAACAUCUCGUGCUCAAGCAGUACACCUCUCCCCCACCCUUCGUCCCCACCCGCCAUGAAUUAUUCUUCUAGUUGUAGGAUGCAAAGAUAUAGUGACAAUAAGAAGAGUGAUGUUUCGAAAAACUUUUUUUCGAUUGUUGUGAGUCUCUCUCGCUCUGUUCACGGGCAUUGUUGCAAUUAUUUCUGAAAGUCUUUCUUUUUCUUUCUAAUUAUGCAAACUGCACCUAGCUUGCAUUUCACUGUUAACUCUCGAGCAAUGUCAUUGCGGUGCCUAUACCAAAACAUUUGCUUCUUUAGCGACUUGUAAAUUUCUGUACAAAUGUAAAUAAAGACCGUUGUUUGCGUUGCA
Molecule: messenger RNA, 7520 nt
Organism: Rhipicephalus sanguineus (brown dog tick)
Lineage: Eukaryota; Metazoa; Arthropoda; Arachnida; Ixodida; Ixodidae
Product: ubiquitin carboxyl-terminal hydrolase 25
Exons: 20
Coding region: 322-3645 (1107 amino acids)
Biological process (GO): protein deubiquitination; regulation of protein stability
Cellular component (GO): cytosol; nucleus
Molecular function (GO): cysteine-type endopeptidase activity; protein binding; cysteine-type deubiquitinase activity
Source: RefSeq, a predicted model, not a curated record